This is a messenger RNA of Symbiodinium sp. CCMP2592, 582 nucleotides long. Lineage: Eukaryota; Dinophyceae; Suessiales; Symbiodiniaceae. The record is from the annotation of a GenBank genome assembly.
AUGCGCCUGGAGCGUUCCUGCGUAGUCGUUUUCCAGAUUCUCCUCUGUGUGGAGGUGAACUGCAACAAGUUGAAUGUGGCGAGCCUGAGCGUGGCGCAGGGUGGCAGGGGCGAUAGUUCCGAAGAUGGCGCCUGGACAUUGCAGGCCGCUGCUCCUGCACCGGCGCCGUCACCCAAUUUCCAGACUUUCGACUCUGCUCUGGGUCUGGGUCCCCCUGGCGUGCGUGGUCCUGCUGGGCCGAAGGGCAGAAAAGGACGGACAGGACGACGGGGCCCCCCUGGCCCGCCUGGAGGUCUAGGCAUGCCUCCCUUGGGGUCCAUGCCGAUGCCUUUGGCGUAUCCUAUGAUGAGCCCAUAUAUGAACCCGAUGAAUCCCAUGACCAUGGGCCCGUUCGCCGGGACGCAGCCCGCGAGCCCGUUCGCGCAAGUUCCUCUGGCAUCUCCUCCGGCUCCAGUCGAGGCCACGACCACGCAGCCAGCGGCCGCCCUGUCGCCCAAGGCUGCCGUGGAGUACUUUCCUGCGGUGCCCGCACCGGCCCCAGCUGCUUUGGAGGCUUCGUCUGCACAAAGGCAUGGCGUGUGA